Molecule: messenger RNA, 1512 nt
Organism: Nelumbo nucifera (sacred lotus)
Lineage: Eukaryota; Viridiplantae; Streptophyta; Magnoliopsida; Proteales; Nelumbonaceae
Source: RefSeq, a predicted model, not a curated record
AUGGGCAAGCUUCAGUUACAGAAGAACAAUCAACGCAGCUAUCUAUUUCUACUUGUUUUAAGUUUAUCCCUAAGCUUGCACACCAACAUGGCCACGGUCGAUGGAUGCAACAGUGUCAACUACACUAGCUUGUUUCAUGUUGGUAUGGUUCUUGACUUGAAUUCGACAGUCGGAAAGUUUGCCUGGGGAAGCAUUGAAAUGGCACUUUCCGACUUUUACACCAUUCAUCCAAGCUAUGGCUCCAGGAUUGUAUUCCAAGUAAGGGAUUCAGGGGAAAAAACCAUUAAAGCAGCAUAUGCAGAUUUGAUAAAAGAUGUCCGGGUGAAAGCAAUUAUUCUUGGGCCACAAACAUCUGAAUCUGAAGAGACAGAUUUCCUGGUCGGCAUGGGAAACGAAGCUCGAAUACCAAUCUUUUCCGUCUCUCCGUUCAGCUUAAGCCUUUCUCCCCGCCAAUUCCCUUACUUUGUGCGAAUUGCUCAGAUUGAUUUGUCCCAGGUCAAAGCAAAUAUUGCUGCCAUCGUCCAAGCAUAUCGAUUGAGAGAAGUGUCCAUCAUCCAUGAUGACAGUGAAAGUGCAGCUGAAGCGAUACUACAUAUUUCUGAUACGCUUGCAGAUAUGGGUGUUCAAGUACUAUGCCAAAGAAUUGUCUUACCCUAUGGUGCAGAAACUAAAGUAAUUAAAGAUACUUUGCACGAGCUAAGAGGAACUAGCACAAGAAGCUUCAUCGUCCAUCUAUCUAUUUCUCUUUCUUCUUCCUUCUUCACACAAGUCAAGAAGGCGGGGAUGAUGAAAUUUGGGUACCUGUGGAUUGCUACGGAUUCCUGUAUCUUCCAUUCCACUGAAAGCGUUUUGGGUGCAAAGGCUCAGCUGCCACAGUCUCAAGCCUUUGGUUUGUUUGAAGAUCGCUGGAGAAAACAAAUUCAAGAGGAACAUCUGGACAAGGAAAAUAUGGAACACCACGUUUAUGCAUUACUCUGGGCAUAUGAUACAGUAUUCUUCAUUGCAACUGCCGUUGAAAAAGUUGCAGCCGGAAAGGCUGAUUCGUUCAAAUCUCUAGUGCCGUCCAAACUUCGGAGAGUUGAUACGACAGAAGGGAGAACUCACAGAGUUGAGUAUUCGACCCCAAGGACCGGUCCUUCACGUCGUUUGAUGAGCUCAGAAGAUACAGACGUAAAAUGCCCGAAUGGAUUUACAGCUAAUUCUAAUGAUAGAAUAUUAACUAUUGGUAUCCCUAUUCGUAGCGUGUUUGGUGAAUUCGUUAAUGUGACUUACGACAACGAUACCCGUAAAAAUACAUCGACGGGUUUCUCAAUAGAAGUUUUCGAAUCUGCUAUGCAGAACCUAAACUACUGUUACAAGUACGUCCCAUUUGAAGGAGCUUAUACCGAUCUCGUGCGUCAAGUAUCCAACCAGAAAGAUGAUCCUUCUAAGGUUGUUGAUGUAUAUUUUUUAUCAGAAACUAAAACUUCUAAGGGGAAGGCCUUACAUCAAACUACUCUAGAUUCAUCAUAA